GUUCAGUUUAGUUGAGAGAAUACUUCGGUGCAGGUUGGACGUUUUGUGCAAUUUCUCUUUUUUUUAAAUUAAAAUUUAAUUAAAUUCUUUUAUUUCUAUCGUGUGUUGUAUCUUAAGUGGAGACACUCUAUCGCUAAAUGGGUCGGUUUUGUUAAGUGAUUUUCUUGGAUGAGCUAAUUCUAAGAUUGUGGAUUUUUUGAAUAAUUUAAAAAAGUGACUGCAAUAUUGAAAAUCUCGCUGGCAAAAAAAAGCGAGGAGGAAGAUAAAAAAGUAAUAAGGUCUUUUAUAAUAAUCACGAGAGUGCUUCUGAAUGAAUGGAUGGAGAUUAUAGAAAAUAGAGGAAAAGAAGUGUGAAUGUGAUUGAAAAUGGGACUUGAAUAAUAAAUACAUUAAUAUGGUGAGAGACACAUCAGCUUUUUAGCAGUGUAAUUGGUCAAUGAGAAAUUUUUCGUAGAGUUUAAUUGCACAGUCUUUGGCACAGUGGAGUUGUGAAAGUUGACGGAGCCGCUUACUAAAUAGCCCAAGAGUGUUGCUUUUUUGAAAACCUCUGUCACUUUCUGCGGUGUAUGUGUCACAGAAAAAUCGCACAAUUUUUGGCUUGAUUUUUCUGUCCACGGAGAUAUACAACGAGGAAAAAACGAACCCAUCAAAAAGCGAAAUUAUUAUUAUUUUUUGCCAAGUGCAGACGUUAGCACAUAUUUGGCGCACGGCUGCACCUUUCGACCACCAAGUGGAUGGUAUUGUUUUUUUUUUUCAAAACCGAAAACAUCUUCAAAAGUUAUACCUUCAAGUGUUAGCUGAAGAAGUUGAGGACGCUGCAAAAUCGAGAGGCAGCAACGGGAAAAAAACCCAAUCAAAUGCCAUCAAGAACCGUGACGUCAGAAUUGGAAAUAAGAGUCUCAGAAGAAAUUGCAUGAAUCAGCUUUUGGUGCGAAGGCCGUGAUUUAUUUGCCUCAGAAAUAUCCAUUUCACUCUGCACAUUUGUCCUGACUUUUGACUCAUCCCCCUCAGUCAGUAAGAUAUACCUUUUAUAUUUGCUGAGGUAAAUCAACAUGAAAGAUGAAAGAGGAUCAGUCUUGAAAUUGCAUUCGAAGGAAUAGAACUAACAAAAUAAAAACAAGUUAAAAAAAAACACAAAUAAAUAAAUUAGCAACGAAGCGUUAUAAAUUGGAGGCGAAGUGAAGUGCGAUGUUUUCUUGUAAAUCGUCCAAUUGAACAACAUUAUAAUUGCAUGAAGAGAUACGGAGAUUUGUGAGAAAGACAUACUAAGCAGAGGAGAAACGAGUGUAAAAAGUGGAAGGAAUUAAACGAGGAAGAUUAACCAUAUAAAUCGCAUACAACUGACUCCAUCAUCAAUCACAUUGUGCCUACAAUCUUGAAUGUUUUUGUGUUGAAAAAGAAAUGGUGCACAGUUCAUAGACGAGGACAAAUUAACUUAGUGCAUACUGGCCUUUUGUGCAAUUAAACUGCACCAGACUGCAGAUAUUUUACUCAGAAAAUUUCACUCUGGGACAUACAUUUGGUCGAUUUCCCUUCAAUUUCACCAACACUGACCACAACACCCAACUAGGGGACACGACAAUCACCUGGACAGAUAAGAAAAAUCAUCAGGACAUUGUCAUGGUUGCUUUCGUAGUGAAGUUCAUGGACUAUCAAUUAGAGCAUCUCCGUGAGUGAUUUUCACCUGUAACCGAUUGUUACUGGCAUUUUGGCGCGUUGGGGGAGACGUGUAGAUAUAUUGGAGAAAAGAAGAAAUUAACUUUGAGUGGAAAUUACACAGCAUUUGAUGUGUACUUCAAGUAGAUUUAAUAGGCAAUAUCUCCAUCAGUAAUAACAUCGUCAUAACACGACUUGAACGAUACUCAAAGUGAAAAUGCUGGAUCCGGACUUGGAUGAGUAUCUCUCAGAAUAUAGGCUUCAGACACCGGUUGAACCAAUCAGUCACUAUGCAGAUGGUGAACUGGAGGCUCAGUGGUUGAUGGCAGCUGGAUUCCCACAUUUGACACGUGCUUUCGAAGAGGGUCGUGAACUUCCGACUUCCGCACUUUCGGUCGCCCUCUCUGGACUUUCACAGUCGCAUGCAGAAGCGGUUAAACAGAGAGUAAAAGCCUUAAAUAGGACGGUUCGUGGCCGCACAAGGUCGCGCCAUCAAAGAAAACCGGAUAUCAGAGAUGUCUUUCGCGAUGUCGAUACAUCGAGCACGGGAACACGCUCAAGAAGUGCAACACCAGAUUCACUAGAUUCAAUUCCUGGAGAUGAACAUUGGAAUACUAAUCAGCAAGUGCCGAACUUUGUGUCGAUAUUCGAUGGAGGGGCGACCUUGCCAACCCUUCCGCGGAGCAAGCAGAACCUCCGGCGAACACCUAGUGCUCCUUUGAGAGGAUCUGCUGAGCUCUUCAGAGGCUCUCAUGUGCGCUGCGACAUCCCCUUCUUCACGGAAGGCAUCGAAUUGGUGGGCUUCCAGCGCCUGGGCACCAUUCACAUCCCACGGGUGCGUUCGGGAUCGGAUCCAUCGUGCUCUGUUGGGCGACGCAAUGGGGAAAAUCUUCUCACCGGAAGGCUCUAUGAUGGGCGCAAUGAGGACUCAUCGCAGUCUUCAUCGCCCCUCGAGAGUCCAACAAACUCCCCGCCACGCAGCAGUCCUCUCGAAUCAGCAGCCGAAGAGGAUUCCCCGUCAUCAAGGAGAUCUCCUGAGCCUGUAAGCUUCGAAGGACUCUGCCGGCAGAGCGGAGGCACAGGUAACAGCAUCUGGACUCACAGGGAACCCUGCUGCGAUGUUGAUGAUCUCAGUGAGAGUGACUUGAAGAAGAUCCAACCACUUCUUUGGCUCGAACUGGCAGCACUCUUCGAUCGUCAUCACAUCAUCCUGGACAAGAGGAAGCCGUUCAAGCGGAAAAAGAAGGAGGAAGGCAAUGUGUUCGGUGUCUCCCUAAAUGCUCUCGUCCGACGGGAUCAACAGACAACCGGUGAAGACACAUCCCUUGUGCCGCUCCUGCUGCAGGGAAUCCUGAAGGAGCUCGUGAGUCGCGGUGCCAAAGAGGAGGGUAUCCUCCGUGUUGCUGGCAACAAACAGAAGAUUGAACUUGUUUACAAUGAAUUGGAACAAAACUUUUACUCCAAGCCGGAGAAAGUUGAACCGCUUCUUCGACGCUGUGGGGUCCACGAUCUCAGUGCUAUUCUCAAGAGGUGGCUCCGUGAGCUACCUCAGCCACUUCUGGCCAAUGAUUUGAUCCAUCUAUUCUACCAAACACACGCCAUUCCACCUGAGGAUCAGGGCAAGGCUCUUUCGGUGCUCUGUCUGCUGCUACCUCAUGAAAACCGCAAUACCUUGAGGGCACUCCUGGACUUCCUCAGGACCGUUGUGGCCCUUCAGAGUCUCAACAAGAUGUCUAAUCACAAUGUAGCCACAAUCAUUGCGCCUUCGCUUUUCCCGCCAAGGUUUGUCCAUCCGGGAGAUAAGAAUGACAUUGGUGCUCAGGUUCGAAUGGCUGCUCAGUGCUGUCGUCUGACAGAUAUCCUAAUUGGUCAGGAGGAAUCCCUGUGGAUGGUGCCUAAGCGUCUUAUCGAUGAGGCCCGGUCGAUGAAUAAACCGCGGCUGACAAAGAGACAAGCCCGGAAAACCAAGAGUGAGUCCAGUGCGGAGAUCCGCCUCAACCACAAUCCCAGUCACAUCCACAGACUAGUCGUGUGAAAGUAUCGAGUCCGGGAAUUUAUCUCAAGAUCGUGUCUCAAAUUGCAUUGUUGCUAUUAUUAAUUUCCACUUUGCGCUACCACAAUCGAAAUGCUGAAUUUCACUAGAAAUUAACUUAGGAAAUAUUCUAUACCUUCUUAUAAAUGCUGUAAAUAGAAUUAGAUUUUAUGUUUCUGUGCAUCGACUUCUCCUCUGGAAAGGUUCCAGGUUCAGGCAUCUUGGCAUUUGGUCAGAGGAACUGUUUGAUAUGUGUGCUGACUCAAAAUUAAACAAGUCAAUUGAUGAAAUUUGCUAGUUUAUCGAGUUUUUUUUUGUCUUUUAGCUACUAAGAACAAAAUGUGAAGUCAUAUUAAUAAAAUUUUUGCAUAUAAA
This is a messenger RNA of Phlebotomus papatasi, 4063 nucleotides long. It is a transcript of the gene conu, whose product is annotated as rho GTPase-activating protein conundrum. Gene Ontology annotation, cellular component: cytoplasm. Gene Ontology annotation, molecular function: GTPase activator activity. Bases 1874 to 3691 code for a protein of 605 amino acids. NCBI's taxonomy places the organism in Eukaryota, Metazoa, Arthropoda, Insecta, Diptera, Psychodidae. The record is from RefSeq and is a predicted model, not a curated record. Gene Ontology annotation, biological process: signal transduction; regulation of small GTPase mediated signal transduction; regulation of actin filament polymerization. The transcript has 10 exons.